CGGGGCUUCGUCCCGUAGCUUUCUUUGGAGAUGGCGGCGAUUCCAGUGCUCGGUGUUACCAGAAGAGGCCUCACGUGGAUGGUUGCAGGGGCGCCACGCAGAGAAAUGUGGUCUCGAUUCAGGGAAGAGAAAAAGCCCGUGGUGGCUGAGACAUUAGAAGUGAAGAAAGAACCUAUCCUGGUGUGUCCACCCUUACGAAGCCGAACAUAUAUGCCACCUAAAGAUCUCCAGAGUCGUUUCGAGUCUCAUGUCAAAGAAAUUUUUGGCUCAUCUGCUCCUAGCAAUUGGCAGGACACGUCCCUGGGAGAUGGUCAUCUGAAGUUCAGUUUUUUGUCACGUUUAGCUAAUGACUUGGGCCAUGCAGUGCCUAACUCCAGGCUUCACGAGAUGUGCAGGGUCAGAGAUGUUCUUGAUUUCUAUAAUGUGCCUGUUCAAGAUAGAUCUAAAUUUGAUGAACUUAUUGCCAGCAAUCUGCCUCCCAAUGUAAAAAUCACUUGGGGUUACUGAGCAGUUCAGAAGAGGAACACAUUGAAAUCAUUUUUUUCUCCUAAGCAAAGCCACCGCUUGUCAUACCUUUUGAUGCUUUGCCAUGUGAAAUACUAUCAGAACUGUUCUCUAAAAUCAUUUGUUUUGUGGAAGAAUGCAUUUUUUUUUCUCCUAUCAUCAUGAAUUGACAACAGAAUUUUCUUUUUUCACAUAUGCUCAAACUUUGUUUUAUUAACGGAAUCAGGUCAUUAAUAAUUUAAGAAAAUUUUAUUCUCCGGAGGACACUGUAAUUAACUUGGAUUUAAGAUAUAAGUCUACAUGUUGAGAUGUCUUUAUUAUUCAUAGGAAUAAAAUAAGAUGCAAGAAAAUGUUUUAAUCCUGUCAGUACUUCUAAAUCUAAGAUAGUAUUAUAUGUAGUAUGUAUAUAAAUAAGGAAACAGAUUAGAUAUUUAUAAAGGAAACAUAAAAGUCUAUGUGGUCUAUUAUAGAAACUUGUGUCUUUCACUUUUGCUUUUUUUCUAUUUCACAAGUAGAAAUAGAAAAUGAUACUGUUAAUUCUGGAUUAAUCUCUUGGAAUUGAAGUAGAUUUCUUGAAGUGUGUUGGGUGUUUUAAUUUUUUUAAAGAUGAAAUUUGUUUUUC
Hipposideros armiger (great roundleaf bat) is the source of this 1126-nucleotide messenger RNA. It is a transcript of the gene MRPL50, whose product is annotated as mitochondrial ribosomal protein L50. The record is from RefSeq and is a predicted model, not a curated record. Gene Ontology annotation, cellular component: mitochondrion; mitochondrial large ribosomal subunit. The transcript has 2 exons. Lineage: Eukaryota; Metazoa; Chordata; Mammalia; Chiroptera; Hipposideridae. The coding region runs from base 31 to 507 and encodes 158 amino acids.